This is a messenger RNA of Phytophthora nicotianae INRA-310, 141 nucleotides long. RefSeq lists its product as hypothetical. The coding region runs from base 1 to 141 and encodes 46 amino acids. The transcript has 2 exons. The record is from RefSeq and is a predicted model, not a curated record. NCBI's taxonomy places the organism in Eukaryota, Oomycota, Peronosporomycetes, Peronosporales, Peronosporaceae.
AUGCACAAGGUUCUUAGACAGGGUGACGUGGUUGAGGGAAUGAAGUUUAUGAUACGAUCACAACCGAGAGCUACGCGACCGUUCUUCCAGAUCGAUACAAGCAAACCGAUAUUGUCAGAACUAUCCAACAAUUUGGCUUGA